Messenger RNA from Cyprinodon variegatus (sheepshead minnow), 5566 nucleotides. It is a transcript of the gene ppp1r16b, whose product is annotated as protein phosphatase 1 regulatory subunit 16B. Gene Ontology annotation, cellular component: cytoplasm. The record is from RefSeq and is a predicted model, not a curated record. Lineage: Eukaryota; Metazoa; Chordata; Actinopteri; Cyprinodontiformes; Cyprinodontidae. The transcript has 11 exons. Gene Ontology annotation, biological process: establishment of endothelial barrier; regulation of sprouting angiogenesis. Gene Ontology annotation, molecular function: protein binding; enzyme inhibitor activity; protein phosphatase regulator activity. The coding region runs from base 297 to 1955 and encodes 552 amino acids.
GACACGCACACUCUGAGCUUUCCUCGCCAGUAAUGCCGUUUCCUUUUUAACGGGACAAGUUUAACACUGUUGGAUACCCCGCUCCCCUCUCUGCGCGCCCCUUGCCUCUAAUGUGAACAUCUUGCCCAAAUAGAGGCCGAUUACUGGUGGUGACAGGAUGAUGAAGAUAAAGGGAGGAGGCCACAGCCGAAGGUGCAGACCUCGCUAGAUCCCCACCUUUCCCAAAAACCCCUCCCCUCCACCAUCACCAUCCUCAUCAGUCAUCGCAGCUGCUGCUAUCCAUCCUCGCUGGCAGCAUGGCCAACCACCUGGAGUUGAUCCAGGAGCUGCAGCAGCUGGACAAGGUGCCCAGUCUGGAGAGGCUGCGGGCAGCUCAGAAGCGCCGUAGCCAGCAGCUGAAGAGGUGGGCCGUGUAUGAGAAGGAGAUGCAGAACAAGAAGAGGAAAGCUGACAAGAAGAGUCGCAAUUUACUCAGCCUCCAGCAGUCAGAGUCCAAGAGGAGGGUGUCCUUUGCUGCUAGUGUGGCACUUCUGGAGGCUUCGGCCAGGAAUGAUCCAGAUGAAGUUCGCUACCUACUGAGGAACAAUGUGAGUCCGGAUCUCUGCAAUGAAGAUGGUCUAACUGCUCUGCAUCAGUGUUGUAUAGACAACUAUGAAGAGAUGGUGAAGCUCCUGCUGGACCGAGGAGCCAAUGUUAACGCUCAGGACAAUGAACUGUGGACACCGCUGCACGCUGCUGCAACCUGCGGCCAUGCAGGACUCGUCAAAAUUCUCAUCUCUCAUGGUGCAGAUCUUCUUGCUGUCAACUCAGAUGGGAACAUGCCCUAUGACCUGUGUGAAGAUGACCCAACACUGGAUAUCAUAGAGACAGCAAUGGCCAACAGAGGCAUCACUCAGGAGAUGAUCAAUGAAACACGAGCAUCCACCGAGAGGAAGAUGAUGGGAGACAUUCAAGAGAUGCUGAGAUCAGGAGAUCAGGUCAACCAACAGGACUCUCAGGGAGCCACGCUGCUCCACAUAGCAGCAGCCAAUGGCUACGUGCAGGCUGCAGAGCUCCUACUGUUGGAGGGGAGCGCUCGAGUGGACCUUAGAGACUCAGAUGGAUGGCAACCUCUUCAUGCUGCAGCGUGCUGGGGUCAGAUGCAUGUGGCAGAGCUGCUGGUUUCGCACGGAGCCAGUCUCAAUGCCAAGACCUUCCUAGAAGAGACUCCAAUAGAUCUGUGUGAGGAUGAGGAGUUCCGAGCCAUCCUGCUGGACCUGAAACACAAGCACGACACCAUCAUGAAGUCUCAGCUCAAACACAAGACCUCACUUUGCAGGCGAACCUCCAGCGCUGGCAGCCGUGGAAAAGUGGUCCGGCGUGCUAGUUUGUCUGAUAGACACAACUUGUGUCGCAAGGAGUACGAGACUGAGGCCAUCGUGUGGAGGGGAGGGAGAGAGGAGGAAGAGAAGGAGAAGGAGUCUGAUCAGGAGAACAAUCAGGUGAAGCCCAUUGUAACUGUGGAACUACCAGAGGAGCCCAAGCUGCCCACCAUCCUCAAAGAUGGCAGCGGCACACAGAACGGCCUUGUUACAACUACGAAAUCCAUGCCACCUCAGGCGCCCCCCAAUGGCAGCGCACCAACAUCCAACAAAGGCGUGGUCGUCACCUCCCAGCCCUCGCAGGAGGAGGUUACACCGAGAGAGCGCGCUCAGACAUUGUCGGAGUUAAAGAAGCAGAGGGCAGCAGCCAAGCUGUUGAAUCACCCCUUGUUUAAUGGUCACCUUGGCAACGGCUCCACAGACUCCUUCUCUGAUGCCAAAAUUUACUCAGAGGACCCUCGGAUGCCGCUGGUCUCCUCCAACGGUAAUGCAGUUUACUACACGCCGGCCAGCGGUGAUCCUCCCCUUCUGAAGUUCAAACAGCCCCUAGAGGAGGAGCAGCCCAAGGCGCGGACCUGCUGCUGUGUUUCAUAGCCUCUUGGUCACGUGGUUGUUGAGAAAACGGUAAAAACUAUGGAGGAAAGAAAGAAAGUAGAUGAAGAAUAUUUCUGUUUUUGACAUCAUGUUCCCAUUUCACUUUAAACUCAGUCCAGAGAAGUUGUAACUUCAUCGUGUGCGAGUCCUCCUUUAUGUUUCCCAAAGCAGGCGGGUGGUAAAGAGCUGUGUGAAUGGGGUUCAGAGGUGCAGGAGGAUCUGGUUCACUCAGCCUAUAAUACAAUCACAUAGACUGGGGAUCAUUAUUUUCUUUUACCUAAUGAGGGGUCAAAAACCUUGUUGCACUGGAUUGGAAAAAAUCACCAAUGUGAUGUAUGCCCUUCCUUCGAACGGAGCUUAAAACAGUUUAAUUCAUUUUACUUCCAGCAAACUGAUCUUUAACAGAUCAAGAAGGAUUUUCAUCCACGUCAAAUACUGUGUUUAUUUAAAUAAGUCUGAUUUAUUUUUUUUUCACCCGUCUUUGUCAGUUCUGAAUGAGCAGGAAGUCCGUGCUUGAGGGCGGGCCAGGAAGAUUGUAACACUUUGUUGAGGAGCAGCGAAACGUAGCAUGAGGUCUUUGAGUCUGAUUGCAUUUAAACUGUAAAAAGGGAAUAAAUACAAGGAAACAAUUUAAACUAAUGGAAGAAGUGUACUUCACCGUGGAUAACAGACAUAAAACACCUGCACUGUUUGAACAUGUCACUAUAAUGUGUUGGCUUUACUUUAGCUUCACCUCACCGUCCGCUCCUGGUGAACCUAAACUGACAGAUCAUGCUCUGUAUUUUCUGUAAUCCACUUUGUGCUCACUCCUAUAGAUAAUUUAACCAAUCCCGGCUGCUGUACAUUUCCUUAUUUAUGAGAUUAAUGUGUAAAAAAAAAAAACAUUAUGUUUAAAGUUGAGUGUAUUUAUUAUUUGGAUGCUGUGCGGAGAGUGUGAAUGCAGUAUGAGAUGAGCACCUUUAAACAUGGAGUAAAAAAAUCACACGAGGAGGAGAAAUGUAUGUUACUGUCUGACCUGUUAAAUACAAACCUAUCCUGUUGGGGCAGACUUCUGUUUGUGUUUCAUUGUAUAACAGUGUUAUUUGCUUUUAUGUAUUUGUUUUUUCUCUUAGCCAUCAUGUGGCUUUGUUGUCAGCCAGUUACUGUAUUUUUCUUUUUUUUUAAGAAACUGUCAUGAAUUACUGUAAAAGUUUUCAGAAGCCCACACUGUAAGAAACUCCCCAUAAAGGCUGAAAUGAAAAUUACAAACUGUCUAUUUAUAAUAAUACUCUCAGGUAAAGGAGUAGUUUCAAGUGUUUGGAAAUACAUCAUGUGUUCCCACAUUUUAAUAGUUAUCGCCUCCCACCAGCACCUAACAAGCACAUGUAUGUGUAAGUGGUUGUUGGGGCCCAUGACUGCAGCAUCCAACCACUAGCAAACCAAAGUAAAAUUUGUGUUUAUAUUUUGACAUAUAUUUUAAUUAUGUCAUUUAUUUUUAUUCAAUUGUUUCUGCAAGGUUCAUUAAAUUUGUUAACAUUAUUAAUAUCACAGAUGCUGGUUAAUAUACCCGUUUGACAUUUUUCGUUACCAUUACAUCGUAGUUGAUUUGUUCCUGACUUCAUAGACAUGAAAUAGAGCCUCUGUUUAAGAUUUUUGCACUGAUUGUUUGUUAAUCCCUCUUGCUUGUGGGAGGUUCCAUUCAGAAUUUAUUGCAACUAUCUAUAAUCUGGGUUACCUAAAUAGAAAUACUGUUAAUAUUUAUCUCUACAAGCAGAAACAUUUGAAGUAGUUUUAGUUCAGUCAGGAAUGAUGAUGUAGCAUAUUUUAGAGGGAUUGACUGGUCCAAAUGAGAAUCGGACUAAAAAGUGGAGCAGCAGUUCGCAGACAGGCAUAUGGUUCAGUUAUGUAGGUAUGAAUGGGUAGCAUGAAAUAACCAAAUAAAUGGUGUAAAUUAACCACAUGCCCAUCACCUCCCUUACAACAGUAUCUUUGAAUUAUUAAAGGUAUAACAUUAAGUCAGAAACUACCCGAAGUAAUUGAAUCUCUUAAAGAUGUAUGAAAUAUAUGUGAUCUAGGGCUGAAACAAUUAAUAUAUAAUCGAUUAUUCAUAUCCUGGAGUAUAGAGACUAUUAAUAUGCCUUUAGCUGACAGAGCAACCCACUUAGAGCAGUACUUGUAAGAAAACUACAAAUAUAUAUCCAUAUGUUGCAUUUAAGAUUUAAAAAUAACUUUUUCGCCUGUCAAUAUGUUUUAUCCAGUACCCCUUAAGUGGAAACAUUUAAGUUUGACCUGGUUUAAUACUGUAAAAAAUCUUUAACCUUUUGCUAUCUGAUUAUUAAUUUAAUCAAAAAAAUAAUCAACAAAAUCAUUGUUUGUUGCAGCCCUAAUGUGAUCAUCCACAAACCGAUCUGGUCACACAUGUGUAUCCUACUGUCCUUGUGGGGACUUUCCAUUGAUUUCACUUCAUAUUACAUUAAUUUCUAUUACCUGACAUAAACCUAACCUAAUCUCCCAUCUUAGUCCUAAACUUCAGUAAAAGAACAGAAUUUCUCACUGGGACCAGUCCUUGGUCGUCUCAAGUACCUGUAAGUCCCCACAAAGUAGCAUUUUCCUAGGAAAUUGUCCCCACAGGGUAGCAAAUGCAUGACAACACAUAAAAAUCAAAAUCCCUCAAUUUUUGCUGGUGGGGGGCUUUUUUUUUUGUUUGAUUGUUUGUUUAUUUUGUUUUUUAUUAUUUAUAUAGAUCUACUUUGACCUGCUGCAGUUUCAUAAUAAACAUAAAAAUGGUGUCACCAUUUUCAAUUAUUUCUUAGAAUGUGUAUUUCCAAAAUAGCUGAACUAAUCCUUUAACUGACCUACAGCCUUUGAUCUUAUUAGUGCCAAAGAGUAUUCCAAAAUUUCAAAGCAUAUAUAAAGGUUUGAAGCGUUAAGGAUUACUUUACCAUUUAUGCUCACCCCUAUUGUUUUGUAAAAUUAUUCAUAAUGUAAUUUUGUUUUCCGAUUAUAAUUACCUGUACAGUGUUAUAUAAAUGUACAGAAAACUGUGUAAAUAUGAUCGUAUCGAUGUUCCCAGAUCUCUUCUCAUAUUUCGCCUUUACAUGUCUGUGUUUUUGUUCUAGGGGAACUAAUACAGUCACUUGUCUAAAUAAACAAUGUCUACAUUCAUGUUAUGAAUGCAGAUCACUCUUAAACAAGUUAAAGCCCUUUUUUUAAUUAUCCAGGAAUUAUAAAUCCAUUGCAUGCAUCCAGGUGGCCCUCUAUCCUGAAAUGUUUUGCAUCUUUUUAAAACAUUUUAUAACCAAAAAGAAAAGGUGUUUUUCUGUUAACUUUUUUUAUGUUCAACUUUAUGUCUGGUAACUUUAGACUAAAUACUGCAUCAUUACUUUCAAUUGAUAGCCAUUUGUAAUGAGUCAGUAGAAAGAAAUCAAUGUUUUAGCUUCUGCAAAGUGUUAAACUCAGUAUAUGUAAUAUUUUAAAAAACCAAACUCUGAUGUGACUCGAAGCGAUAUAUGGAGGAAUUAUUGCUUGUUCUUUUCCGCAGGCCCUGUUGUCUAUAAUGAUGAAAUAAACAACAACUACUGAUUUUUGUAAUUACUGGUAUAUAUUGAUGGCUGCAUUGACAUAUUUUGAAU